CACUGCUGUGGCUGAGAAACCAGCCCGCAUUUCUACAGCUGGUCACCUGGUGAGGAGUUGAGACACUGCGCCUCCUGCCCUGACCCACAUGGCUUGUUACCUGGUCAUCAGUUCCCGGCAUCUCAGCAAUGGACAUUACAGGGGCAUUAAAGGAGUCUUCAGAGGACCCCUCUGCAAGAAUGGAUCUCCUUCUCUGGAAUUUCCAGAAAAGGAGAAGUCCACAGCAAAAGCCCUAGAAGAUGUAAAGGCAAACUUUUACUGUGAAUUAUGUGACAAGCAGUAUCACAAACACCAGGAAUUUGACAAUCAUAUUAAUUCUUAUGAUCAUGCCCAUAAACAGAGACUGAAAGAAUUAAAGCAACGAGAAUUUGCUCGAAAUGUAGCUUCCAAGUCAUGGAAAGAUGAGAAGAAACAAGAAAGAGCACUUAAACGACUUCAUCAACUGGCUGAGUUAAGGCAACAGACUGAAAAUGUUUCUGGAAGUGGACCUGCAUACAAAGCUUCCAGGGUAGUCAUAGAAAAGCAACUCCAGCAAGGCAUUUUCCCAGUUAAGAAUGGCAGAAAGGUAGCAUGUAUGAAAAGUGCUCUUAAAGGAAAGAACCUCUUCAGAAGCAUUGCUGAAAAACAGCGGACUGCUUUGCCAAGUCGACACCAAUCACAAAUGGACAAGCGUUAUUUGUUUGGAAGUCACAUAUCACAAACAUCAUCAAACCUCAGUAAUGCAAAUCACAGGACAGGAGUCUCAUUUUCUUUUUCCAAAAAGGUCCAUCUAAAAUUAGAAUCAUCAGCAUCAGUAUUCAGUGAGAACAUAGAAGAAACACAUGAUUGUAACAAGUUAUCAACCUAUAAAACAAAACAAACUGCAGAGAAAUGCAAUUGUCACAGAUUUGCAAAUGAAGAUAUACACCUUGCUAAGGAAAAAGAUGUAAACACUUCACCAAAUCACCUAGAAAGUGUUUUACACAACACCUUUCCCAUAAAUUCACAAAUUAUGCAAAACAAAAGUAAUUCUGUUGAAGAAACAUCAGAAGAUAGAAUAAGCUUUCAUGCUUCACUCUCCAAACCAAAUAGUCAUCUUUCAGAAGUAGAUUUUACUCCAUCCAGAAGAGAAAAAGAAAUGAGAAAAACAUUAAUAACCACUUCAGAAAACCGCAUUAGUCAUUCAUGUCAAACAAAUACUUCCUCCAUUACAUCAAACCCUUACAAAUAUAGCAGUGCCAGGUUAUUUGAAGGUCUGGAUGAGUUUCCAUCACUAGAGCCAAGAAGACAAAACAACAAAGAAUAUUUAAAUCCCACCUCUAAAAUGGAGAGCAGAGACAAAUUUUUGAAUGAAGCAGAUAGAGUUAGCAAAAAUGUGCAAAGGCUUAUAAGAGAAGCAUGUCCUCAUGAUGUAAAGUCCAAAGCAUUACCUUUUCUUCAUGUACAAAGCAAGGAUGGCCACACUACUUUGAAAUGGCCUAUGGAACUUUUGCUUUUUACAAAAACAGAACCCUGUAUCUCUUAUGGUUGCAACCCAUUGUAUUUUGACUUUAAACUUUCUCGGAACAUGAAGGAUGGCCAUGAUCCAGAGGACAUAAAAACAGAAUUGAUUAAGGAAUCCUUGGAAAUGAGGAUGACAAGAGAGAGCCAAGUCCCAGGUUUAAUCAAAGACCAACAAAAAGUGAUCCAAGAAGAUAAUCUGUUUCUAAAACCAAAGAUGAUGAUGGCUAAUAUAGAUCAGGAAAAUUUCCAGAGAAAAUAUAAUUUGUGUUGUAGUGAUUCUGAGCCAACCAUGAAUAAGCAUAAUUUAAGUGCCAGUGACUUGGAAAUAAAAAAUCCUGAAGUGCCUGCAUACCUUGGUAUUUCUCUAAAUGGUUGUGUAGACAACCACAAUAACAGCAAUGAUGAAUUUAAGGAAGCUUCAAAGGCUCAUUGGCAAAGCUGCAGAAGGGUAGUUCUAAGUAAUGCAAAUGAGGACUUGUCUUUUUCUUCUUAUAUCUCUAGUACUAAAAAGACUAAGCUGAUUCCCUGUGAUUCUCAUUCAGAUUUUGAAGAUAGAAAUCAAUAUACUUGGAAUUCUCAUCUUUACACUGUUAGGGAUCACAGUGACCAUGAAAAGGACUUCAGUGUAAUUUUGAAUGGCAACCACAUCAAUAUGAGCAGGAGGGUUUCUGAAUGUGGAAGCCAAACUAGCAGAACUUCUCCAGAGUUGUCUAUGAAUAAGUGUCCUAUACCUUCUGAAACAUCGGUUAACAGUACAUCCAGUUUAAGAAGCCCUUGUUCACCUCCAACUUCCAGUGGAAAAGACAGUAAUAAUUCAUUCUACUUUUGUAAAAGAGAACGCAACUCAGUUGAAGUACACGAACAGAAACGUCAAAAGCACAACUGCCUCUACUUGUCUGAUGGAAUGGCAAAGAGCAACUGCCUGCAGUCUGAAACUGAGAGAAAAAAGAACUGCAAUUUAUGGGGAUCAUUUAAAAAUGGAAAUUGCUCAAAGCAUAGAUAUGGUCAUUGCCAAGAAAAAUACAAACUUGGUAGAUAUAAACAAUUUUCAGUAUCAAAAUCCAGGAGAUUCACCUCUUAUGACACAAGUUCACAGACUCCUUGUGUUGAGAACAGUGAAAAACCACCAAAUUGCCAGGCAUCUCAGCAUAGUAGACUGGGUUCUUAUUCAAAGAGAAUUUAUUACUUAAAUAAAAAUGAUAGAUGUCAAGCAUCUUUGGACAGCACUCAAAUUUGUGAUCUGGGAAAAGUUAAAUCCAUGAAGUAUAACUCUGGGAAUAUCAACUGCUUUCUAAAAAACUGCUCCAACAGCCUUUCAAAAACCACAGAGUUGUCUUUAGUAGAAGGAGACAGAACACACCUGACAGCCAAAAGCCUUUUAGAAAGAGUACAAGUCAAGAAGUAUAAGGAACAAUCAACUAAUUUUGAGGUCCCCUCAAACAGCUGUGAAAAUACAUCAGAGGUUCACUCACAGAUGCAGUGCACAAUUCAGUUUACACCUCCAGGCUAUAACAGACCAACACGGCCUUUAUCUGAAAAAGUACAGAAUAUAGGUAAAGGAAGAAAUGAUAAGGACCACAUACUUAAAAGAAUUAUUGCGAAAGAUGAAGUCGACAGUUCACAGACAAAUAAUUUUACUGUUUUAGUAGACAGUGAUUGUGAUAACCAUCUUCCUCAAGGUAUAAUUCAUGUGGUAGCUGAAUCUGAAACACCAAACAUAAAAAGGAGCCCAGUAACAAAAGAACAAUCAAAGCCUUUAAUUAGUGAAAUCCAACCAUUUAUUCAAAACUAUAAUGCGGUACCAAAUGAUUUACCUGGUGCUUUUUCAUCUAAUAGGUAUUCUGGUAUUGCUGACUCAAAGGAGACCAAAGAGGACCAAAUAAAUGUAGAACUACAGGAUGUAAAAAUGUGUAUGAAUCAUGCAGAAGGAAAUAUAAACCCGUACUAUGACAGAACUAUGAAGCAGUCUGACAAAGGGGAAGAUGAAUUAGGAGUGUGUCAUAAGUCUAUCUCCCCCCCUUUAGUUCAGCAGCCAAUAACAUUUUCUCCUGAUGAAGUAGAUAAAUAUAAACUCCUACAGCUACAAGCCCAGCAGCAUGUGCAGAAACAGCUCCUAUCAAAGCAUCUUCGAGUUUUGCCUGCAGCAGGACCUACAGCCUUCUCUCCAGCCUCAGCUGUGCAGACAGUCCCAGUUCACCAGCAUGCUUCCAUCACUACCAUCCACCACACAGUCCUGCAACAUUUUGCAGUCUCUGCUUCAAUAAAUCCACACAGCAGUCACCUUCCUAUAACUCAUCUGCAUCCUCUUUCACAGCCACAUUUUCCUCCAUUCGCAUUUUCACCUUUUACUCCAACCAUCAUCCCUACUCACCCCACUUUCUUUUCUGGUCAUCCCCUGCAUUUAGUCAGUGCAGCCCCCUUCCACCAGUCUCACAUUACACUUCAGCCUCUGCCCCCUGCAGCAUUUAUCCCUGCAUUGUUUGGCCCUCAUUUAAGCCCAGCCACAACUUCUAUCAUCCACUUGAAUCCUUUACUUCAACCAGUGUUUCAAGGUCAGGGUCUUUGCCAUCAUCCAUCCUCUAGUCAGAUGCAACAGUUAAAUGGAGUGAAAGAGGCCUUAAGUGUAUCAGCACACUUGAACUAA
Molecule: messenger RNA, 4126 nt
Organism: Erinaceus europaeus (western European hedgehog)
Lineage: Eukaryota; Metazoa; Chordata; Mammalia; Eulipotyphla; Erinaceidae
Gene: ZNF804B
Product: zinc finger protein 804B
Exons: 4
Coding region: 89-4126 (1345 amino acids)
Cellular component (GO): nucleus
Source: RefSeq, a predicted model, not a curated record